AUGGGCUAUAUCGGCGUCUCUCUCAUUCUCGCCUCCUUCGUCUGGGUCAUCGUCGCCCCUCCGCCAUGGAUACACCCCUUCAUGCCGCCCUUCCUCCUCGCCUGGCGAAACGACACAAAGCUCCUACCGCCUUCCUCGCGGUCAAAGUCCUCUUCUCCUCCACCGCCAAGCGACCAACAUGAGUCAAAGACGACGGCCUCAUCGACAACCACCACGAACGGGCACGCCCCCGAGCCCUCCACCAAGGAACAGCCGCGCGAUACCCCUCCCCCGCCAACGCUCAACCUCCCUGAUGACCCCGUCGCCGCACCCGCACCGGCACCGCGCAACACCGCGACCGCCGUCUCUAUGCCUCCUCCUCCUCCGCCAGUCAUCCGCCGCUCCUCCCCGAGCCCUUCCACUCCCGCGCCGCCCACGGCAACCCCAGCCGCUCCUACCGCUUCCGUACCCUCGUUCACUCUCGAAGAACCCUCAAAGGCAAUGGCACCGCCCUCCCUUGGCGCAUCGCUCUCUUCGCCAUCAGGAUCCUCUCUCGGCAAAGGAAGCAUGCCGCCCCCUCCUCCGCCAUCAACGACCUCAACCAACAUGAUGCCGCCACCAGCCCCAACACCCCGCGGCCCAGUCCCUCCCCGCCUAGCCGCCUUCCCAGCAGUGAACUCCCCCCAACGCGCCCGCGGCCCCGUACCGAACCGCGGUCCGGCACCCGGAAGUUCUUCCCUCGGCUCCUCCCUCGCGCCGCCGCCAACCCACUCCGCAAAGGCUCCGAAACCAACGCGCAAAGUCAUCCUUACGCCGGGUCACUCCCCGCUCGACUGGGCGCGCAUCUCAGGCCCCAACGCAGACUUGCGCAACCUACCGCCCUCGACGCCCUACCUCAAAGUCACGCCCUCGAUGUUGAAAAAGAUGACGGGCAGGAAGGGCAAGGAUGCGUGGAUGGCGUUGGGUGGGAGAGUGUAUAACAUUACGCCGUAUCUACCGUACCACCCGGCUGGCGAGCCCGAGUUACUGCGCGGCGCGGGGCGUGAUGGGACGAAGUUGUUUGGGGAGAUUCACCCCUGGGUGAACUACGAGACCAUGCUCUCCGCGUGUCUCGUGGGGUUGUUGGUGGAUGAGGAAGAGGGCUCGAAGCCGAGCGCGAUGGACGAGAUGGACUGA
Colletotrichum scovillei is the source of this 1155-nucleotide messenger RNA. RefSeq lists its product as uncharacterized. Bases 1 to 1155 code for a protein of 384 amino acids. NCBI's taxonomy places the organism in Eukaryota, Fungi, Ascomycota, Sordariomycetes, Glomerellales, Glomerellaceae. The transcript is spliced from 2 exons. Gene Ontology annotation, molecular function: heme binding. The record is from RefSeq and is a predicted model, not a curated record.